UGGGCCGAAGUAUUGUAUUAGGGCGGCUGUAUGUGUACAGUACUCUAUAUGGGAUGAGGGUUACACUUGGAAAGUACUGUAACUUAAACGUUUGAACUACCAAAGGCGGCCUUUUCUCUCUCGGGUGCGGCAGAGCAAAAGUGCUGUGAAAGCGGAGUCAGGAUAGCCUGGCUGUUGUUACUAAAUGUCUUUGGGUCCCGCCUUCUCAUUGCCUGUCCGUUCCGGUUUGCUCUAGGCAAUGAUCUGAAGGCACAUGAAGCCACUACCUUGCUGAACCUAAGCAGGAUGGAGAGCACUGAGGACCUGGAAAGCAGACUCCUUCUGCAGCCCUGGACUUCAGUCUGCUUUGCUGAGUCCACAAAGUUGAUGGCCAAGGCUUGGUUUGGAGAUGCUGGCUAUGCCUUGCUCCUGUCUGACCUCACCAAUAUGUGGUAUGAAAAGGCAGAUACGGAGGUGAUACAACAGAGGUCAAAAGAACUAAAUAAACGUUUGACAGCUCGUGCAUCCUCCUUCCUGAACCACUUGUGCAGCCUGAUGUGUCCCCUUCUGGAAGGAGAAAAUAACAGUUCCACCUCCUUCUCCUGCCAGCUCAGCCCCAGCACACUGACUCUUCAUGUGAAGAGCGAGCUCUUGGGGCUGCCGUUUUACUGGGACUUUCAUUGUUCAGCAGCACCUGUUGAGAUGAUGUCCUGCCACCUCGUGCGGCCCCUGAUGGCGAUGAGCUUGGCGUUGCAGAGUCAGGUGCGGGAGCUGGCAUCCUUGCUACUCCAAAAGGAUGCUGAAAUUGAAGACUUCCGAGAGAGUGGGGCUGUUCUCAGUCGAGAGCGUCUAAAGACAGAACCUUUCAAGGAAGAAUCUUUCCUACAGACAUUUGAGGCUGAGAUUUUGCCCCAAGCCUGCUGCCUGGGAGAUGGAUACCUCUUCACUUCUAACUUAAAGCAGCUCUACAUGUCAGUGACCCAACAGCAGGCCAAGGCAGUUUGCAAACGGCACCGGGAAGGAGACUGUGAAAGCCCUGAACAUGCCAGCUCCCAGGACCAUGCCCAAGGGGCUGCGGAUUUGCCAACUGAAGAGGAUAAGAUAGCGUCCCAGUCAGCAGCUGUGCAGUGUGUGCAAGACACAGUGGUGAGAGGAGUGCACACAUGGGAAUGGGCCAGGGAAGGGUACCAGCCUCCCAAGCUCAGAAGGUUCAGUUGCCCAUUGCCAAGACAAAAAGGAAGAAGGCAAAAGGGCUAUUUGGCUGAUGCAGGUGACUUUUUCAUAGACUGACUUGAAAUGCUGCUGUUGUUUUGAACACCGUCCCUCUUCCUGAAACAUCUGUAAGGGAGCUCCUCCACGCCAGAGUACGCUAUGCUACUCUUCUUUUUUCCCUUGCCGUGUUUAAACAUGAUGCUUGGAGAAUGUCCCAUUCCACACCAUAGCUGUCUAGUAUCCUAUCCCUGCUUAUUCUCCCCCCUCCCCCACUUCUGCUGCCCUAGAAACCUGGAGAUGAUGCAGCCAAAGUAACAAGCAGAGAGGAAAGUGGGCACAGCUGGAACAGUGACAGGAAUCUAAAUGGUAAUAGUCACCUGGGCUUGUACACCUAUUCUGUCCAUAGAAUUUAUACCCCGUUUUGUUAAUAUGUGCGUAAUAAAAAUCUGGGCUAUAA
Rhineura floridana is the source of this 1648-nucleotide messenger RNA. RefSeq names its product non-homologous end joining factor 1 (gene NHEJ1). The transcript has 9 exons. Gene Ontology annotation, biological process: double-strand break repair via nonhomologous end joining. Gene Ontology annotation, molecular function: DNA end binding. Bases 286 to 1269 code for a protein of 327 amino acids. Gene Ontology annotation, cellular component: nucleus; DNA ligase IV complex. Lineage: Eukaryota; Metazoa; Chordata; Lepidosauria; Squamata; Rhineuridae. The record is from RefSeq and is a predicted model, not a curated record.